Molecule: messenger RNA, 2235 nt
Organism: Spodoptera littoralis (African cotton leafworm)
Lineage: Eukaryota; Metazoa; Arthropoda; Insecta; Lepidoptera; Noctuidae
Source: the annotation of a GenBank genome assembly
AUGGCGGGCAUGCCCGUGCUGGGUAACAGCGUGGGCGCCGGCGAGCUGCGAGACAACAGCCGCGAGGCCAGCAACAGGUCAUCGAGUAGCGGGUCUCGUCGCGGCUCCUCCCCACGCCAGGCACAGGAGCAUGAAACGUGUGACGCGACUGUGCACAAGUCGGACCUGACGCGCACGCGCCCCAACAGCUAUGAACGAGAGUAUCAUGACAAGGUUCCAACCAUGGCCACGCUCAGCGGCACCGGCGUAGUUACACACACAGCUCCAUCGUACGAGGAACAGCGCGCUAACCCGGCGCUGCUGAGUCGAGGCGCGAGUGGCACGCCAGGGGGCAGGAGUGUGCGGGAUGAUGGAUACUGCUCAGCAAGCAGCACGCCUAGAGCAUUCGACAAUAAAUCAACGAAAGGCUCAGUUGUCACUUUAUCGUGUUACAAGAAGGAGCCUAAGAUACAAAUAGAAGAAGAAUGUUUUUAUAGUGAGCCGUCGAAAAAACUCAGAACGAAUAGUAUUAAACCGGAGGAGGGCGACGGCCGCGAGACGUGGGGUACGGGCGCAGACUUCUUGCUCUCCAUCAUCGGCUUUGCGGUAGACCUCGCUAACGUGUGGCGCUUCCCUUAUCUAUGCUACAGGAAUGGCGGCGGAGCGUUCUUGAUUCCUUACACCCUGAUGCUGGUGUUUGGAGCCGUGCCCCUGUUCUACAUGGAGCUGAUCCUCGGCCAGUACAAUCGACAAGGACCUAUUACUCUGUGGAAAAUAUGCCCAUUGUUCAAAGGCGUGGGAUUCUGUGCGGUCAUGGUGGCAUUCUACGUGUCAUUUUAUUACAACGUUAUCAUUGGUUGGGCCUUCUACUUCCUGGUAUCAUCAGCUCGCUCGGAGCUCCCGUGGGUACACUGUGACAACUCGUGGAACACAGAGCAGUGCUGGGACUCCGGUCGUGUUAAUGGUACCAACAGAACUGACGUGCGGUACCAAGGACCUCUGUCUCAUUUCACACCAGCUUCAGAAUUCUUUCAUCGAGCAGUUCUUGAAAUGCAACAUUCAGAGGGCUUGAACGACCUUGGUUUUCCAAAAUGGCAACUUGCAAUCUGCUUGGGAUUGGUCUACGUCACUCUCUACCUCUCCCUCUUCAAAGGAGUGAAGAGCUCUGGUAAGGUCGUAUGGAUGACGGCAACGAUGCCGUACGUGGUACUGUCCAUCUUGCUGGCUCGAGGACUCCUGCUUCCUGGAGCUACAAGGGGCAUCGCUUACUACCUGCAGCCAGAACUUACCAGGCUGAAGGAUACACAAGUAUGGGUAGACGCUGCUGUUCAGAUCUUCUACUCGGUCGGAGCUGGAUUUGGAGUUCAUCUGUCUUAUGCCAGUUAUAACACUUUCCAUAAUAAUUGCUACAGGGACUGCUUGGUGACUACGUUGGUGAACUGCUUCACCUCAUUCUUCUCCGGGUUUGUAAUCUUCACGUACCUCGGCUUCAUGUCCCACAAGCAAGGAGUGCCGAUAUCAUCUGUCGCCACCGAAGGUCCGGGGUUGGUGUUCCAAGUGUAUCCAGAAGCUGUUGCUACUCUGCCAGGGGCAAGUCUCUGGGCCAUGCUCUUCUUCUUCAUGCUUAUCAUGCUGGGAUUAGAUUCAGGGAUGGGUGGUCUGGAGUGCGUGAUAACUGGCCUGCUGGACCAGGCUCGUGCCUGUGGCGCCACCUGGUUGAGACGGGAGCACUUCACACUGAUCGUAGUCUGCGUGUCUUUCUGUGUGGCCUGUAUCAAUGUUACUCCGGGUGGUAUCUACAUGUUCCACCUGCUGGACACCUACGCUGCUGGUAUAUCCUUGCUCUGCUCUGCGCUCUUCGAAGCGGUGGCUGUCUCCUGGUUCUAUGGGUUGAAGCGUUUCUCUGAUGAUGUGGAGGAGAUGCUCGGCUUCAGGCCUGGUAUAUACUGGAGGAUAUGCUGGAAAUUCGUCAGCCCUACUUUCAUUAUUGGUGUGGUGGUAUUCGGUCUCCUGUACCAGCAGCCGCUGCAGUACCAGCACUACACGUACCCGCCGUGGGCCGUGGUGCUCGGCUGGGGGCUCGCCUGCUCCUCCAUACUCAUGAUACCUAUCGUCGCCAUCUACAAACUCAUCUCCACUCCUGGGACUUUCCGACAGCGCCUAGCAUGCUGCAUAUCGCCGGAAUCUGAACAUGAAGCUAUUCGCGGUGGCGCUCCAGUCAGCCGGUUCUCUUGGAAACACUGGCUGUACGUCUAA